Molecule: messenger RNA, 2915 nt
Organism: Paramecium octaurelia
Lineage: Eukaryota; Ciliophora; Oligohymenophorea; Peniculida; Parameciidae
Source: the annotation of a GenBank genome assembly
AAUUACGAUCAUUACGGGGAAAUGGAACUUAAGGUCUAGAAUGUAAUAGAAGAUGUUCAACGAUUAGAUGUAGUAAAAAUGAAGAAGUCCUUUACAAAGAAGAUGUCAACAAAGUAACAAUUAAGUGAUAACUUGUUACUAGAUCGAUUCGAUUAUUGUCAGAUAAAUUGAGAUUAGCAUUACAUUAUUUGGAAACUGAUUGGAUUAGCAAGAAUAAUACAUCAUUCCAAUAUAAGUGGGCAUCAAUUAAAAUGAAGAAUAUUUAGCAGUAGCAAUGUUUAGUAUUUUAGAGUAAUGAUGAUGGACGUGAAGAAGUGGGAUAAAAAAUCACUUGAGUUAUUGAUCUGUAGAAUAUGUGAAAAAAAGGUACAAGCCCUCGAGAUGAAAAUACAUUGUGAAGAAUGUUAGAAAACUGCUGAGGCAAAGAAACGAAUAUUAGAAUUGAAUUUGGAAAUGGCCAAUCUUUGUGAAGCAGCUUAUCAAGAAAAAAGAAAUGCUUAAGUAAAACAAGCUCUAAUAAAGUAAGAUUUGAUAAUAGUUAGUAAAAAUAAAAAGGUUUAAAAAAAUACUAAUAAAUUCAGAAGAACUCUAACGUUCAAUAGUGAUGAACAGGAGAACGAAUAAGAAUUAAUCAAUAUCAAUAAUGCUAUGACUAUUAUUAUUAAUUAUGCUGAUAAAAUAGUGAAUUAAUCUAAUGAUGAUCCUAAGUGUAAGAAUUAUCUGACUAAAUAGAAAAUCUUGUCAUCCUAAAUGAUCUCUCAAAUGCAGACAAUUAUAUUGAAAGUAAUGAAGCCAAGUCCAUUAUUACACGAGUUCACAAAAGUAUCCUUGAUCGAAUGGAAUAUUUCAAAAAAUAGGAGGGUCAUCAUUAACAAUAUGAUAUGUCUGUCCAAUUGUCCAAGAUAUAGGCUAUCAAAAAAUCCUUUGCCAAACAGAAUUCUCUCUCCUUUCGCUAAUCGAAGUUUUCUUAUGUUUCUUAGUCUCCAAGAAAUCGAUAAGCAGAUCCAAUACUUGAAUAGGAAGAAGGAGAAAGACUUAAUUAGCCUAACAUUCCCAAAAGAAGGGAAUUCAAAUUAAAUACUUCAAUUUUUAAGGUGAAUGAAGGAUGUGACAGUACGAGAAUAUCAACUAAGCCAGUAACAGCAAGUUUUAUAAAUGAUCACACAGAUUCUGAUAGUAUGGUAUAGCCAUUAUCUUUUGAUUCUGAUGCUGGAGAUAAUAAAGUCCCAUCUAUCAAAGAAGAACUUAAUAAUUCUUCUUCAGAGGAAUCAAGUUUAUCUAAUCCUUCCAAUCAACUCAGAAGACAACUCUAAAUCAAAUAGAAAAAAAGAGUUUCUAAUUUCCACUCCUAAGACAUUCAAUAAGCUAUCACUCCAACUUCCUCUUCUUAAUAACAAGUUUAAGUAACAAAGAAAAGCAAAUUCAGCAGUAAUGCUUCGAAUAAUAGUCCUCAAAUGGUUUAGGAAUAGAUUGACCCUGUUCACACUGACAAGGGAUAUCACUCUGAUUCCGAUAUGAUCAAGACCAAUUCUUCUGUAUCAAUUGAGUAGAAAAAUGUUGGUAUAAAGGAUUUUGAAUUCAUAAAACCUUUGGGCAAGGGAGCCUAUGGUUGGGUUUUCUAAGUGAAAAAGAAAGGGUCAGGAGAUAUGUAUGCAUUAAAGAUAAUAGAUUGUGCUCAAAGAGUAAUUAUAAUAUUUAUAUAUAGAAUUUAGAAGCCUUCUUAGAAUAACUAAAGGCAGAGAGAAACAUUUUUGAAAUACUCAACAGUCAUUUCGUUGUGAAGGCUUUCUUUUCAUUUGUACAUGAACAUUACUUAUGCUUUGUCCAAGAAUAUAUGGUGGGGGGUGAUUUGGCUAGCAUUCUGAAGACAUACACAGCGUUAGAUGAAUUUUAUGUGAGACAUUAUAUGGCUGAAAUAAUAUUGGCUUUGGAAUAUUUGAGAAAUCAAAAUAUUGUACAUAGAGAUUUAAAACCAGAAAACAUUCUAUUGGACUCUCAAGGACAUGCCAAAUUGGCUGACUUUGGAUUAUCUGAAAAGGGUUUGAAUAGCAGAUUAAAAAUGAAAAGAGAAAGUUAAGUGUUACCAGAGUGUAUUUCUUAAUAAGUUAAUGAUUCAUCUGAAUUUUAUGAGCACAUCAAAAAGGCUGAAUCCAUUUUCAUUGAAUCUAAGAAUAGUGGCAAUAAAAAGUAAUUUAUAUUGUUCUAAUAUAGGAUCAUUGGUACUCCUGAUUAUAUAGCACCUGAAAUUAUUCAAGGUGUGUCAGUAACCAAUUAUUCAGCUGAUUAUUGGAGUUUAGGUGUCAUCAUGUACGAAAUGUUAUGUGGAAUAACACCUUUUAAUGAUGACACAGUAGAAAAGAUAUUUGAGAACAUUCUCAAUCUAAGAAUUGAGUGGCCCAAAUUAGGAGAUGAUGGAGAAGAAUGUAUUUCCUAUGACUCUUACGAUCUUCUUACACGUCUAUUAGAAUAAGAUUACACAAAGAGGAUUGGACAUGUUUCGAUUGACGAAAUUAAAUAGCACAAAUUCUUUAAAGGUUAUAAGUAUCCUUAUAUAUCAUAGGUAUUGAAUGGAAUACAUUACUUAAUAAACCAGGUGUCAUAAUCCCUGAUUUGGAUUAAUCUUCAAGAGACACUGAGAAGAUGGAACAAUUCUUAGUUAAACUAACUAAACCCACCAAGGAUUAGGAACAUAAGAAACUAACCUAGCAGCUCAAGAAUCAAUUAUAGAAUUUAGAACGCAUAGACCUAUUGAAACAAAGAAGUGUGCAAGAGGCAGAGGAAUAUAUGUAUGUUGUUCUAUUUACCAUUUCUUUAGACAGACGAUUGAAAGAGAAUAAAGUUAUAUACAAAAAUAGAUUGAUUAACUUACUUAAUUUACUGCAAAGCUAUAUUCUUCACAUAUGAAAAAUAAAUGA